AUGUUGAUUUUGUCCUACUAUUCAGAAGAACGUCGCAUUCUCUCUGAGAUUCUGAAUGGGUCAUACGGGUAUAAGAAUGUCGAGAUUUCUAGCGUCGACUCCGCUCAGGGAAAAGAAAAGGAUGUCGUUAUCGUCUCCACGUGCCGUCCUGGUGGUAAGAUAGGUUUGGGCUUUGUGGCAGAUAGGCAGCGACAAUGUGUCGCCAUGAGCGGUGCUAGAGACGGACUCAUUCUUGUCGGCAAUAAGAGGAUGGGAAAUGGCGGGCAGAGCUCUGGCCAGCAAUGCUGGAAAGAUGCCGUGAACUAUUUUGCGGGCCAGCGCCGUCUUGUCAGUGUCCCUGGCAAUCGCACAGCCAUCCAGGAAAGGUUGAAUAUCCCUAACCCGCAAAUCUUCUCCGAGGUUCAUGGUCGUUGA
Paecilomyces variotii is the source of this 414-nucleotide messenger RNA. RefSeq names its product AAA domain-containing protein. The record is from RefSeq and is a predicted model, not a curated record. The transcript has a single exon. The coding region runs from base 1 to 414 and encodes 137 amino acids. Lineage: Eukaryota; Fungi; Ascomycota; Eurotiomycetes; Eurotiales; Thermoascaceae. Gene Ontology annotation, molecular function: 5'-3' DNA helicase activity.